This is a messenger RNA of Ilex paraguariensis (yerba mate), 537 nucleotides long. Lineage: Eukaryota; Viridiplantae; Streptophyta; Magnoliopsida; Aquifoliales; Aquifoliaceae. The record is from the annotation of a GenBank genome assembly.
AUGUCCCUACGUCGAUCAUCUUCAUCACCCGUAGUACGUUCUCAUCCAGAAAACUCGGUUGAUCACUUCUCGAUAACCAUGGAAACACCAUCGGAUCACCCCAGAACAAGAAACACUGAGAUGAAAAUUUCAAAUCCAGCAUAUCCGAGGUCAGACUCAUCGCCAGAAGAACUGGCCAUAGAUACUGACAACACGAACCAAUCUCAGGAUUUGAAUCCCAUUGUUCGUCUCUUCCGGGAUCUAGAUUUGAGCAAAAUAUUGCUCGGUUUGGGCGUGACACUGGCAGCAGCUUUGGUCAAGGCCAAGGAUUCUGAUUCAUCGGUGGUGUCGCCUUUAACAGUUCUGUCACUAUGCAUAGGGCUCGCGGCAUCGUGGAAUGGUCUCCUGCUUCGCACUACCUUCCAUACAACUUCUAUCGUACUCGAACAAAUCGGAGCUGUUUGUAUUCUCUUUGCGUUUUAUGGGGUCGUCGGAUCUUUGCUUCCUCCACAGUUUUCUUGGGCUUCGUGGGCUAAUAAAGGUGCUUAUGGUUGCUGA